GAGGAGGCCGCGCCAGUGACAGCGAUGGCGGCGGAGUCGGCGCUCCAAGUUGUGGAGAAGCUCCAGGCGCGCCUGGCUGCGAACCCGGACCCCAAGAAGCUAUUGAAAUAUUUGAAGAAACUUUCCAUCUUACCUAUCACAGUAGACAUUCUUGUGGAGACUGGGGUAGGGAAAACAGUGAACAGCUUUCGGAAGCAUGAGCAAGUAGGAAACUUUGCCAGAGACCUGGUGGCCCAGUGGAAGAAGCUGGUUCCAGUAGAGCGAAAUAGUGAGGCCGAGGAUCAGGAUUUUGAGAAGAACAAUUCCCGUAAGCGUCCCAGAGAUGCUCUUCAGAGGGAGGAGGAGUUGGAGGGGAACUACCAGGAAAGCUGGAAACCCUCUGGUAGCCGGUCCUACAGCCCUGAGCACAGACAGAAAAAACACAAAAAACUUUCUGAGCCUGAAAGGCCUCACAAAGUGGCUCACAGUCACGAGAAGAGAGAUGAAAGGAAGAGGUGUCACAAAGUGUCACCACCAUAUUCUUCAGACCCCGAGUCAUCUGACUAUGGCCAUGUUCAAUCCCCUCCACCUUCAAGUCCUCAUCAAAUGUAUACAGACCUCUCCAGGUCCCCAGAGGAGGACCAGGAGCCCAUCAUCUCACACCAGAAGCCAGGAAAAGUCCACAGUAAUACCUUUCAGGACAGACUAGGGGUUAGUCACCUGGGUGAACAAGGAAAAGGGGCUGUUAGCCACCACAAGCAGCACAGAUCUUCACACAAGGAGAAGCACCCUGCAGAUGCCAGAGAGGAUGAGAAGAUCUCUGCUGUGAGCAGAGAGAAGUCACACAAAGCCUCUUCCAAAGAGGAAAGCCGAAGACUACUGUCAGGGGACAGUGCCAAGGAGAAGCUGCCCUCUAGUGUUGUUAAGAAAGACAAGGACAGAGAAGGCAGCAGUCUCAAGAAGAAGUUUUCACCUGCCUUAGAUGUUGCUUCAGACAACCACUUUAAAAAGCCCAAACACAAGGACUCCGAGAAAGCCAAAUCUGACAAAAACAAGCAGAGUGUAGAUGGCGUGGACUCAGGACGAGGGACAGGAGACCCAUUGCCCAAAGCCAAGGAGAAAGUUCCCAACCACCUGAAGGCUCAGGAGGGGAAAGUAAGAACUAACGCAGAUGGAAAGUCAGCAGGCCCGCUCCACCCUAAAGCGGAGGAGACAGAUGUGGACGAUGAGUUUGAGCGGCCCACGAUGUCCUUCGAGUCCUACCUCAGCUAUGACCAGCCCCGGAAGAAAAAGAAGAAGGUUGUGAAAACGUCCAGUACAGCACUUGGAGAAAAAGGACUUAAAAAAAAGGACUCUAAAAGCACUAGUAAAAACUUGAACUCAGCUCAGAAAUUGCCCAAAGUCAACGAAAACAAGUCAGAGAAGUUGCAGCCAGCUGGAGCCGAACCCACCAGGCCUCGAAAGGUCCCUACUGAUGUGCUGCCAGCAUUGCCAGACAUCCCCUUACCUGCCAUUCAUGCCAACUACCGGCCCCUUCCUUCCCUUGAGUUGAUUCCCUCCUUUCAGCCAAAGCGAAAAGCUUUCUCUUCACCCCAGGAAGAAGAAGAAGCUGGGUUCACAGGACGCAGAAUGAAUUCUAAGAUGCAGGUGUAUUCUGGUUCCAAGUGUGCCUAUCUCCCCAAAAUGAUGACAUUGCACCAGCAGUGUAUCCGGGUGCUUAAGAAUAAUAUUGACUCUAUCUUUGAAGUAGGAGGAGUCCCCUAUUCUGUUCUUGAACCUGUCUUGGAGAGGUGCACACCUGAUCAGCUCUACCGGAUAGAGGAAUGCAAUCAUGUAUUAAUUGAAGAAACAGAUCAGUUGUGGAAAGUUCACUGUCACCGAGACUUUAAGGAAGAAAGGCCAGAAGAGUAUGAGUCCUGGAGGGAGAUGUACCUGAGGCUUCAGGACGCCAGAGAGCAGCGGCUGCGCCUGCUCACAAACAACAUCCGCUCUGCUCAUGCCAAUAAGCCAAAGGGACGACAAGCAAAGAUGGCUUUUGUCAACUCUGUGGCCAAGCCACCAAGAGAUGUCCGAAGAAGGCAGGAGAAGUUUGGAACCGGGGGAGCAGCUGUUCCUGAGAAAGUCAGGAUAAAGCCAGCGCCAUAUACAACAGGAAGCAGCCAUGUUCCUGCCAGCAACAGCAGCAGCAACUUCCACUCCAGUCCUGAGGAGCUGGCCUAUGAUGGGCCCAGUACUAGCAGUGCCCACUUAGCUCCUGUGGCCAGCAGUUCUGUUUCCUAUGAUCCCAGGAAACCAGCUGUGAAGAAAAUUGCUCCGAUGAUGGCCAAGACCAUUAAAGCAUUCAAGAACAGAUUCUCCCGGCGAUAAACAGGACUUGCCUUGGAGGUUGAGUCUGGAAGCAGGAAUACAGGGACGGUGGGGACAGGAGAAGAGGAUAUCUACAGAAGACCCAUAUCUUUUGCUUUGUGGAACUUUUGGCCUCUUGACUCCUGUACACUUCCAUGUGUCCCACUGUGUGCCUCAGCCCUGCACCCUGCUUGUAGCACACUUCAGAUUUCUGAAGACAGUAUGAGCCUCAGUCCUACUGAGGACUUUAAGAUCAGUUAUACUUUUGUUGCUAAUUAGCAUCUUUGUAAACUAUAAGACAUAGUUUUAAUAAUAAAUAUUGCCCCCAGAUGUAUUUAUAAUAACCCCAGGGUUUUUUGUUUUUUUUUUUCCUUUUUUUUGUUUUUUUCUUUUUGUCCUCUAUAUUUAGCCUUUUACUUUCCAGGUCCUUUAUUAAAGUUAGAUGAGCCUAGCAAAAGCCAUUCUUGUCCUGGGUCAGCUCUUCUGAGUAGACACUGGUCAAAGGGCACCUUCAGAGCCAGUGUGUUGCUCCAAGCCCAUAUACAGGGCCAGGAGUGAGAGUGCCAGAAUGCCUGUCCUCCAGCGAGCCUCCCUGUUAAACCCUCAGAGUUCCUUGAUGGGCGCUUUUCUUUCUUCAGUAGUGUUUGCUAAAGAAGGCUGUUUGCAAAGUCUAUAGUCCUUUGUGCAUCAUCUUCAAAUCACACUCCUCUUCCCUGUUUUCAGGCUUGCUGGAGGACAGACCCUUAAGAUAUGAAUUUAUGUAGGACCUCAGCAGUUUUAUAAUCCUAGUUUCUGGUUCAGUAUUUUACAUACACACCUGCCCUUAUUUUGCCUUUCCCUGCACUGUGGGGAAACAGACAUAGCAGGGCUUUUGUAGCUCUGAGUGUGAUUUUGGGGGGUUGAAAUGCCAGCACUUUAUUCUCUUGUUCUCUAUGAAUUCCUACCAGGAGUGAAUGAUUUAAAGCACUGUAGUGCUGUGGAACUUGCUUUUGUUUGAAAGGAAAGGUGCUGAUGUGCCCAGAGGAACGGUAUUGUGCUGUGGCCAGCAGAGAACUCUGUGCAGCCUCCGCCUUCUGAGUGUUGGCCUUGGGAAGGGUGGAUGGUCACCCUGGUCCCAGCCAACCAGUUCAGGAGGAAGAUUCCCUAUUUCUAGGUCGCAUAAGGGCAAGGUUAGAGCUAGGAGGAUAGUGCCAGCUUCUUCCUUCCUGUCAGAAAACGUGGAAGAGGACUCAAUUGGCUAUGAGCCAGGUGAAAGACACUAUGAACUUGAGGGGACAGACAGCACUGGCACUGUGCCUAUCCUGUUUUAGCACCCUCAAGACCUCAGGCUAGUGAAGACUCCCAAGGCAGUCCAGGAAACCUGCACAGAUAAAGCUAGGCCCACCUUACUGUGCAUUGCUAUGCUGGGUCCCUGUUGCCAUGGGACACAGGUAUUGCUAAGUAAAACAUUGUUUCUCUUGGUUGCUUGUUUCACCAUACCACCUCUCAGCCUGACCUCAAACUCUAACAUCAGGUCUCUUAGCUGACGUUAAAGGGACAUUUGUACUAGGAGCCAGGCCCCUGCUGUCUAGAACAGCCUCCUUUCUAGGUGUUGACCACCUCAGAUUUAUGCCUUAGCUGUGUUUCAAGACUUCCCUUUGCCAUUUUUUCCUAUUGCAGGUUCGAUUGUGUAUGAUUUAAUUCCCUUUAGGAAUUUGUAGGCCUAGGGAAAGAAAGGACAUGCAUUUGCCCGUCCCAAUGUCAGCAUCUGGUUUGGCACACAAAGAUUUCUGAGGCACCCAGUUUACCUAGAGCCAGAUUUUCUAGCCCUUCAAGAGUGUCUGUGUCAGGGAUAGGACUGCUGAGAACAGUGAGGGCCCAGUGAGCAGCUGUCUCCACAGUCCCUCACCCCAUGCACAAUGGCCACAAAGCAGACACAGUCAUGUUCAACUUUUGGUCACAUUUGUGAAGACUCGUGCAAUGUUUUCUGUGCUACACUACAUACAGGUCACACAUGAUGGACUAGCCCUUUACAUACAGAUGACACAUACAGAAUAGCCCUUUGCGAUCCUUGGCGUUCCAAGGGCUCUCAGGGGCUCACUUUCUCUGUUUUGGAGGCAGGAGGAGCAGGAGUGAGCACCACCCUGCUCUGCAUUUGUAUUUUGGUCCCAAAAUGUAAAUACAAUUUUCUAUGUUACUUUUUUGUGGUAACUACAAGAUGAAUAUUUUAAUUAGAUAAGUUAUACAAAAAGGAAAAUCCCAUGUCUAAAUAAAAAGCAAAAAAAUUC
This is a messenger RNA of Mus musculus (house mouse), 4592 nucleotides long. It is a transcript of the gene Eloa, whose product is annotated as elongin A. Gene Ontology annotation, cellular component: elongin complex; nucleoplasm; nuclear speck. The transcript is spliced from 11 exons. Gene Ontology annotation, biological process: transcription elongation by RNA polymerase II; transcription by RNA polymerase II; transcription initiation at RNA polymerase II promoter. Lineage: Eukaryota; Metazoa; Chordata; Mammalia; Rodentia; Muridae. The record is from RefSeq and is marked provisional. The coding region runs from base 25 to 2346 and encodes 773 amino acids.